AUGUACCUCGACAGGAUGAGGUGGUUCGACCGUCUAAACCAUGACCGAACUUCUGGAGUGAGUGCACUCCUAAAUAAGCAAGUGGAGUUGUGCAAUGAAAGUCCAUUCGAAAAGAUUCAACUGUCUGAAGAUUUUCCCUCGUCUCCUUUCAACACUUUCUCUCCAGUAAGUAAAAUAGACAAGAAGAGGAUGAUACAAAGCAUGGAGAAUGACUUUGAGCUGGUUUAUGUUGCUCAAUCAUGCCUCUCAUGGGAGGCCCUCCAUCACCAAUACAAGAAACUUGAGGUCCUUGCUUCGCAAGAAAACCGUAACAGUAGUAGUUUGUUACGUGGUGCCAGUAACGUUGGGCAAAUUUUUCAAAAGUUUGAGGUGCUUUUGGAGAGGUUCAUGGAAGAUGAAAGGUGCCAUGGAAAACGAGUUUGGAACUAUGUUAGAGCAAGAUUGACCCUUGACAACCUUUUACAAGUCCCUCACCUUUCAGACAUAGUGACUGUUGAUAGGGAAGGAAGAGGAGAAGGAACUUUGCAAGUGAAAGAUGUCUUCAACAUCUUAGAAAAGUGUAUCAAUACAUUCUGGACAUUCAUCACAAUAGACACGAUAAAGAAGAAACCUUGGUGGAAACCAAGGAGCUCUCUUAUUUCAACUAGUUGUUUAGAAGAUCUAAGAGAUAUGAGAUUGCUAUACGAUCUCACCAGACAAUUUCGAAAGAAGGAAAUGUGGUUGAGAGAUUUACAAGGGAAGCAAAGAUGCUGGCUCAGGAAAAUGGAGAGCCACGUGGACGAAGAGAGUGAAAGGAAAGAUAUUUUGUUCACUUUGAUAGACAUGAAGCUCAUAUCAAGAGUGCUUCGAUUGUCUGUGAUCACCACUAGCCAGCUGAAAUGGUGCCAGGCGAAACUGGACAAAAUUGAAUGUCAGGAUAGUAAAAUUGUAAGGCAUUGCCCGAGAGAUGAUGCACUCUUAUUGUUUCCUCCUUGAAUUUGGAUAUGUUUUCAGAUGAUUUGUAAUUGUACUUGAAGCCUAGUUCAAUAACAUGUAUUGUUGAAUUAGGGUUUAUGCUUAGUAGUUGGAAGCCACACU
Molecule: messenger RNA, 1077 nt
Organism: Linum tenue
Lineage: Eukaryota; Viridiplantae; Streptophyta; Magnoliopsida; Malpighiales; Linaceae
Source: the annotation of a GenBank genome assembly